Molecule: messenger RNA, 745 nt
Organism: Mytilus trossulus (common blue mussel)
Lineage: Eukaryota; Metazoa; Mollusca; Bivalvia; Mytilida; Mytilidae
Exons: 6
Coding region: 178-669 (163 amino acids)
Source: RefSeq, a predicted model, not a curated record
UUAUUUAGAGUCAGUAGAUAUUAGUGUUUAUUGAUAUGAGAUAUUGUCUGACUUAAUAUCUGCAAAUUUCCAUAUGAAUGGGGUCUCAGUGAGAAAGGUUUGAUCCGGAUCCUGCUUAUUGUUAAGUCCAUGCUAGAAUAUUUAUUUAGCAGAUAAUGGCAUAAACUUAUAAUAGUUAUGGCUGAAGGAAAAGGUGUUGAAUAUUUGUUGGAACAGCUAGACAACUUGCCACCUCCAAAACCUGCAGAUUCCAAUGAACAGAAAGUAGAACUAUCUACAGGAAAAAUAGAAAAAUCCCUAGAGGAACUUAUGAAAGAUUUCACUGGUCAGCUUGAUAGUCUACCACCACCAAAACCAGCAUCUAAACCUGUAGAGGGAGAUCUUCAAAUUAAAGAACUUCCAGGACUUGAGAACUUACUAAACAGAGUGGCAGAAAACUUAGAGGGAACAUCUAAAUGUUCAGGGGAUCAAACAACAGAUAGUAAAGGAGAAGCUGCUGGAGGAGGAGGAAAAGGAAAAGAUACCAUAGAAGAUAUGUUAAAGACUUUAAAUAAAAACAUUAAAUCUGGUGAUUGGUUGAAAGAGAACACAGCUGAGAGAUGGGUCCAAGAAAAUCCAAAGCUAGCAGAGGACUAUAAAAAGGCUGCACAACACUCUCCCAACAGCUGAUGAUAAAGACAUCAUAGUUUUAAUUAUUCCAGUAUUCUGUAUUUAUUAGAAAUAAAUAAAAAAAAGUAUCAAUACA